CCGUGGCCUCAGCCCUCUCCAGUGGUGUAGGCAGGUCCUGGACCACCCGGGACCAGAAGCGGAACUGGCGAGGAUGACGCUGUGCCACAGAUUGGACCAAGCCAAGCGGUGGCGAGGAGUCUCCUCCGUUCGUCCUCACAGCUGCAUAUACGGGCUGUCCACACUCAGCUGCCCCGUCCUGCCUUACUCCAAACCUGCUGCAAUAACCGACACCACAGCUCUGACGCAGUCGCCGUCAUCGUCUGGCCCCGCCCUCCCGCUCCGGCCCAGCCUGAGCCUGGACAGGGCCCCCACCUUUCUGUCGAACUCCACCUUGCACAAUGUUGGCCAGCGGCACGCGGCCAUCAGCCCUCAGUCUUCCCUGGACAGCGAGGCGGGUAUUUCGGAGAUGGAGGACGACUCCAUCUCCAUGGGGUACAAACUGCAGGACAUGACGGACGUGGAAGUCAUGGCCCGCCUUCAGGAGGAGAGUCUGCGUCAGGAUUACGCGUCUACCUCAGCGACGGUCAGUCAUCGCUGCUCCAGCUUCUCUUUGAACUCGCUCCGGCGCAGCGACGUGGAUCUGGAGGAGGACGACGAGGAGGACGAGGAUGAAGGUUACGACCAGCUGCCUCCUCCCCAGCCUCGACUCUUCCGCACAGGCUCGGUGCAACGAGGCGCCCUUCCCCACUCGCACACAUUCUCCAGCUUCAGAGACUGUCGGCGCAGCUCCACCGCCUCAUCUUUCUCACUUGGGGGCCUGGCGCCCUAUACGGGGGCCGCCGGCCUGAGCGGAGAAACGCACGCGGCAUACAGGAACAGCGCAGACAUUAGGCUGAGGAGAAGCAUGCCCAACCUGAUGCGAGCCCCCAGCAUGCCGAGCGUUCCCAGUAUCCCGAGUGUUCCCAGUAUGCAAUGCCUGGCUUCCCCCGUCAACCCCCCGUCCCAUGGCCCCUCCUCCCUGCCAACCAUGUCCUCCCUGCGCAGCAGCCUCAGCUUUGACUCGUCAAGCAGCCUCGCACGCCUCCAGUCCUCCAUUCCUUUACCGGGCCAGCUGAGUCAACGCGUCCAGAGCGUUGGCAACUUCCCCGCCACCCCUCGUCAACCGCUCAAAGCCACCGCCUAUGUCAGCCCGACUGUCCUGCAGGGCCCCUCCGCCUUGUCCUCCUCCACCAGCCUGCACUCCAUCCCUGGCAGCACGCCGCUGCCUCAGCCCCUUAAGCCCACCACCAGCUCGGUACCGCAGCCCAUAAAGAGCCCUGCUGCAGCCGCCCAGUCUGCUGUCCCCCGCAGCUCACUCCCUCGCCCCGCCUCCUUUGUGGCCCUUGGUGGAGCUCCACGCUCCAGCAAAAUUACACAACCCACGCGCAGUUUGCUGACACCCCCAAAGAGCCUAACCUCCCUAAGUACCCUGAGGGAUGCCAGCUGGAAAGAUGGCUGCUACUAACAUUCCACAGGUAUCGUCAUAAAAAUGAUAAUAAUACUACUCCUAAUAAACAGGGUCAAGCUGCAUUACUCACUGUAACAGCAUUUGUUGAGCUGCCCCCUAAGAAAGAAUGACUGUUUUUUUUUUUUCCUCUCUGAGGAAUAAAGUUAAUAGAUCCAGCAGGCUGGAUUGUCAAAAUAAAACAGGGGUGGGAAACCUAAGGCCCUUGGGCCAGAUAUGGCCCACCGGAGCAUUUGAGCUGGACCAAAAACCUCAGAGGAAGUGAUGAAAAAAAAACUCCCCAAAUCUCCUAAUAUGUAGUCAGAAACAUUUGUUUGCUGGUCCUCUCAUAUUUUCUUAUUUUCUAAGGACUUUAUACAACUGAGGGUCCCCACCCCUGUUAUCGACUCUUGCAAUAUCCCGCUAACCAGUUGUUAAAUGUGAACUCUUUACUACUGUAAGUGUGUGUGUGUUGAUUGGUUGUCUGCAAGCUGAAAAGAAAAAAAGUCACGCUUUUGUACAUGCGUUUUUCAAAUCUCUCACAAACUUUUGUCACUGUGGUGUAAAAAUGAUGAAAAAUGUUUGGCUACAUCCUGUGCCUGUUUGGAAGUGGUGUCACAUUCAUCAUAUUCAUAUCACUUCUAUUUACUGGCCUCAUCUUGCAGCACUUUUCUCGAAAAUAUGUGAAUAACACUUUAAAAGUUUGUGUUUGUUUUGGGUUGCUUAAAUUAUGAAAGUUUUUGAUGUGAAUUUUCGGUGUGUUUUUUUAUUGUGUUUCCUUUUUUAAAAGAUACUUUCCCUAAUGUAACUGGCCGCUGCAUUGAUAUUGCACAUCAUCUCUCGUGUUCUACCAUGCGUAUGAUGAGAAGCUUAAGGAGACGGUGAAUUUUUAAAGUGAAAUAAAAGGUUUUGAAAACA
This is a messenger RNA of Hippocampus comes (tiger tail seahorse), 2323 nucleotides long. Its product is annotated as SLAIN motif-containing protein 1-like. Bases 74 to 1426 code for a protein of 450 amino acids. Gene Ontology annotation, biological process: microtubule nucleation; positive regulation of microtubule polymerization; cytoplasmic microtubule organization. Gene Ontology annotation, cellular component: microtubule plus-end. The record is from RefSeq and is a predicted model, not a curated record. NCBI's taxonomy places the organism in Eukaryota, Metazoa, Chordata, Actinopteri, Syngnathiformes, Syngnathidae. The transcript is spliced from 8 exons.